UCAUGCCCUUAUUUGGUACAAGAGAGGGUCACAUGACCACAAAAUGGUAGAACCUCUCGGCAGUAGCUGAGCCGAGCAUCCCUGAAGCUGAGAAAGACAGUCACAGAUCUGUGAUCUAGACGCCAGAGCAGAAGAGAAAGACUUGUGCCUCGGCUGUGGAAAUGUAAGACUGCUAUUUUGUGACAACAUAUUGAAAAGCUACAAAAUUUCCGGAGUCUUCACAGUUAUCUGCAUCUACUCUGCUUGAGACACAUAUAAACAACUCUUUGUCUUUCUCCUUCUGGCGAUGUGGGGAUGGAGCAGCCUCAUGAACGCACGAUGAGUUUUGAGGGGGCAGAGGGUCGACCAGUCCCACCCACAUCCUUGCCACUGCAGGGUCAAGAGGGCGGGGUCUCUCAGAGGAAGAAGCUAUCAGCGCCUCAUAUUAGCCUAUCAUUGGACCAAAGCGAGGAUGACCUGUUUGACACACCGGAUGACCUCGACAUCAAUGUGGAUGAUCUGGACACACCUGAUGAGGCAGAUUAUACUGACCAUGAAAUAGACUGGGAAGAGCCUAAAGAAGCUCAGAGAGAUUCUGUAAAAGAAACAGCUGAGCCCAUUCCCACAUACAGUGCUGAAGAGGAGCGUCAAGAUUCCAAACUGUGGAGAACAGUCAUCAUUGGCGAGCAAGAGCACCGCAUCAACAUGAAAAGCAUCGAACCUUACCAAAAAGUCAUCUCUCAUGGAGGCUACUAUGGCAAUGGUGCAAAUGCUAUCAUUGUAUUUGCUGCAUGUUUCCUACCUGACAGUGACAGAGAAGAUUAUCACGAGAUUAUGGAAAAUCUUUUCUUGUAUGUUAUCAGUACCCUUGAGCUCAUGGUUGCAGAGGACUAUAUGAUCGUGUACCUGAAUGGAGCCACUCCACACCGGAGAAUGCCGGGCCUCAAUUGGCUCAAAAGAUGCUAUCAGAUGAUUGACAGGAGGCUCAGAAAGAACUUAAAAUCGUUUAUCAUUGUUCACCCAUCAUGGUUCAUAAGGACAAUUCUAGCCAUCACUAAACCUUUUAUCAGCUCAAAAUUCAGCAGUAAGAUAAAGUAUGUGAACAGUUUAACAGAACUGGAGAAGCUCAUCCCCAUGGAGUACGUCCACAUACCUGAGUGCAUCAUCAGAGUGGAUGAAGAAUUACGGGAAGCAGCAGAGAAUUCUAGAAUCAACAGCUUUCUCCAAGGGACUGAGAUUCUAACAAAUGCAUCCAUAGCUCAGCCCAAUGCGAACAGUUCGUAAGGAUGAAAGUACGUCUUUAUUUGUCUUUUGAGUAUUCAAAAUUGUAUCGAUUGCACAUGGAUGUGGAUGCAAUAAUCUUGUAAAAUAAGGAAAAAAAAUAUUUUUUUUUAAAUGUGAACAAAACGUGUUUGUUCUUUAACGCAUAUCACCGCAGAUAAAUUGUCCAUUUCUGAAUUUGCACCACAGGACACAAUACCACAGUAGCAAACCAAUGCUUGAAACACCCUUAUCGUCUUUUAAGGUCUUGCAGAAGCUUAUCUUGUUACUUGAAUUAUGCAUGAGAGGCAUCUUAGCAAUACAAUCAUAUUGUAAUAUUUCCCUUUAGGUUAAUAAUAUUCACUGUCAGAUAUUUUUGUAAUUGGCGCAUGUUAUAAAGUAGGCAGUGUUUGGACAUAAGAUUCCUGUCUGCCAGGCUGCACAUCACAUGAGCUGUAUUAAUAUUAAUGCAUGCAUGGUUAUUGUUAACACAAAGACGAUGCUAAGUAACCUGUUAGCACUGAUGCUAAUUCAGUAAUUCAGUAGACUACAUUCUCAUGAUAAACUUAAACAAUGCCUCAUUUAAAGUCUUAAAAAUGUUAAUGACAUUUACAGAGGGGCCCAAGCCAUGUUUAGGAACCAGAAUUUCAUUUUCACAAAAAACAAUUAAUUAAACAAUUGGAAUACUCACCCUAUCAACCACUCAGAACCUUUAAGCAACUGGACAACAACAUUCUGGCAACCAACCACUCAAGUGUGACUGUUGUGUACAGACAAACAACAUUCGUAUUUUCUUCUGGUUACUUCUGAAAUUCUGUGUGGUGCCGGUAGUGAAUUGUACACUUUACCUUUAGCAUUCAGAAGCCAUAGUGAGCCAUUAGUUUAUCUAGUGCCCUAAGCACUACAAAUCUAUAGAUCUUUAAGAACUUUGAUGUCUGAUUUUAGGUGUUUGCCAUGUGUAAAGAUAAAAACAGUUGAAACAAUCAAAUGGUCUGUCAAUUUCACCAAGCAUGCUGUUUCUGAAGUUUUUAAAGUUCAUUGUGACUGCUCUGUCCACUUCUAAACACCUCUCGUGUCAAUGAUGUAUGUGAGGGUGUGUAUGUGUGAUUGUUGUUGUAUGUAUGUUUUUUUGCUGUUAGAUCUCUCAGCAAACAGGCGUUCAUAAAGGGAUUUUAAAAGAAUGCUGUACAAUGUGUGUUUGUGUGAAAAUAUUAGUUUGUGUGAGAGACAUUUUGUGAGUGAUUGUAUCACUGCAUGUGUCCAUGGUUGUCAAUAUCUGAUCGUUCUAGAUUGAAAUUUUAUCAAAGAAAAAUAAUGAAACAUUACUGAAAACGUAAAUCCAGAGGCCUUCUGUAGUAGAGAAUAUUGAGAUGUGUUAUAUCAGGAUGCAAAGUAAAUCAAUAAAUUUAAAUC
Molecule: messenger RNA, 2652 nt
Organism: Triplophysa rosa
Lineage: Eukaryota; Metazoa; Chordata; Actinopteri; Cypriniformes; Nemacheilidae
Gene: prune2
Product: prune homolog 2 with BCH domain
Exons: 12
Coding region: 295-1263 (322 amino acids)
Biological process (GO): apoptotic process
Cellular component (GO): cytoplasm
Source: RefSeq, a predicted model, not a curated record